UCAUUUCUCGCAGUCAGUACCCGCGCCUCGAACUUGUCGGGUGUGUAGUGUUGUGAAGUGAUUGGAACUUGCAGAUUGUAUGGCGGCCGAAGUCUGAUAUUUUUUGACUUUGAGGAAAAAGCAUUAAAAAGGAGCGAUGCCUCACGUGGAGAAGCCCCCCGAGGACUUCAGGCGGCUGCUGCGCGAGAAGGCGCUCAGCCACAGCCUGUUCUACCUGAAGUUAGGCGCGGGCGCACCCGUCAGCAGCGUCCCGCGUCGUCGGAGCGUCACCCACGUCAGUCGCGCGGCGCCCGCGCAGCCGGCAGCACGCGCCCAGCCGCGCGUGUCGGAGCUGCUGCUGCACUUCGAGGGGGGGAUGCACUACCUGCGCCCACCGCGUGCCGUCAGCCCCGACAUCAGCUCGUCCGACGACGAGGACCGAGCGGCCGUGCGACGCCGCAGUCGCGACGCGAGCGACGACUCCGCGGUCGAGGUGGAAGAGCCUCGUCGGCGGGCGUCCCGCGCGUCGCCGGACAUGUCCCCGCGCCGGGAGCGGACGCUGGUAGAGGCGCACGUCGUGGACGGUCGCGGCCGAACCGUCCGGACGCCGAGCGUCGUCGUCAGCGACUGGUCGGACGCCGUCGGCGCGUCGCCGGAGGAGGUUGGAUGGCUCCGAGCCCGGGCCCUGUCAGCCGACUCCGCCUGCUCGUCGUGCUCCACGCUGUCCAGCCACGACGAUGACUUCGAGCCCGCGCAGACUAAAAAGAUCGUAAAUGCUGAUUGAGGUGACUCCUGAGCGAUCUGCGGCGGCGACGAGGAGCCCUAGCCCUAAGCCGACGACUUUAGACCUAGCCCUAAGCCGCCGACGUCAUUAUGACCAAGCCCUAAGCUGCUGACAUCACAUUAGCCCUAACCUGCUAACGUCAUUUUAGCUCUAAAGCCGAAAUUACACCACACUGUUUUUUAAUUUAGAACAGUGUUAUAGGAUUUAGAGAGUAAUGCAAGUGUCGACGCUUUUGCAAAAGGCCACGUUUUCCCUAACGGGCCCAAAAAAAAGUGUGUUGUAAUAACGGCUUAAGAUGAUGACGUCAUUAUACCUAUGCCUUGACGUAAUGAUUCUGCCCUAAUGGCUAAUCUUCACUGAUCUUUCGUCUAGUAACAAGAUAUUUUUUUUGCUAUAAAAUCUACUUGUUGUAUUGUGUUGUACAGUCCGUUAAAAGUAAUUUUACUUCUGCCUAGCCUUUAUGCUAAUGACUUAAGGAUUAGUACAUAUUAUAUUCGGGGUAAAAUAACUUCAAACGGACUCUACAUCGUUCGAAAGAAUAUACAAAUUAUUUGUUACUAGACUAGGCUAGAGCAAACCAGACAUAAGAGCUCUUCACAUCAUUAUAAUGCUCUUAAAUACUUCAAGGUAGUCCUAUAAAACAAUUAGUGUUUUAAUCUGAUACCAAAGAUAUCACAAAGGAAUUGAUAAAAAGUACUUUAUUACCACCUACUUGUAGGAUUGCGUGAUGAUUCCAAUGAGUAUAAUCCAUCUAAUACUAGAUACUAGAUAGAAGUCCAGUUAUUAUAAAAAACAAUAUUUUUUUUGUAAUAACUUAUGUACAGCUUGGCAAUAAAGUAUAUGCAGCUGUAUGGCAACAUUACAUUACUUGUCAACUCUAGUACAUAUUGUGUCAAAAUUGCAUUCAAACGUAGCGUACCUAGCUAGGGAUGUCUAUAAUAAAGAAAAGCGCCCUCAUUUAUAGUCUGACAAGAAAGUGAAGAAAUUAAAAAGUGGCAACAUCGUAGUGUCAUCCCUUUC
Molecule: messenger RNA, 1783 nt
Organism: Aricia agestis (brown argus)
Lineage: Eukaryota; Metazoa; Arthropoda; Insecta; Lepidoptera; Lycaenidae
Exons: 6
Coding region: 137-763 (208 amino acids)
Source: RefSeq, a predicted model, not a curated record